Helianthus annuus (common sunflower) is the source of this 861-nucleotide messenger RNA. RefSeq lists its product as uncharacterized. The transcript has a single exon. The record is from RefSeq and is a predicted model, not a curated record. Bases 1 to 861 code for a protein of 286 amino acids. Gene Ontology annotation, molecular function: nucleic acid binding; zinc ion binding. NCBI's taxonomy places the organism in Eukaryota, Viridiplantae, Streptophyta, Magnoliopsida, Asterales, Asteraceae.
AUGGAGGCGGUGUUUAUACGAAGCCGGUGUGAUAGAGAAGAUCAAGUGAUGUUUGCUACGGGUCAACUCACCCUUCAGGCGAAAGAUUGGUGGGAUGCGCAUAGCAAGGAAAUAGGCGAAGAAAGGCUCCAAACAAUGACCUGGCAAGAGUUUAAGGAUCCUUUUAUGAAAUAUCACUGCCCUCAGUCAGCCAUUGAUAAGAUUCAAGAGGAUUUCUUACGCCUCCGACAGAAAAACGAAACGAUAAAUGAGAUAUCGAACAUUUUCUUGGAUAAGAUGAAGUUUUGUGGAGAGUUUGUGCAAACUGAAAGGAUGAAGAUUAAUCGCUUUUAUGGGGUAUUAAAGGCAGAAUUUAGGGAGUUCAUCACUCCCUCGAAGUGUGAGACUCUUGAUGAGCUAAUCAAUCUAGCGCGGGAUAGAGAAAUCGAAAUCAAGAGGCAAGAAGAACGUGGAGAAAAGAGACCAAAUGAAAAAGGUGGAAGUUCGACCCCGACCAAAAAGGGGAAGUAUCAAGAGCAAGGAAGAAAAGAUAAGUCGAAGAGUGGUAUCACGCCGUGCAAGACUUGUGGAAAACUUCAUACGGGGGAAUGCUUGUUAGGCAAGAAAGGGUGUUAUAAAUGUGGUAAGGAAGGGCAUUCGUCUUAUCAGUGUCCAAACAACCCGAAGACUUGCUUCCAUUGUUUUGAAAAAGGGCAUGUUAAAUCGGAAUGCCCAAAACUUCAGCAAGAGUCAAAGAAUGAAGAUAAGAAGCAAGAGGGUUCUAGAGCGAAAGGGAGGGUGUUCCAAAUUACAUCCGAAGAAGCCAAGUCUCACCCGAAUGUGAUUCGAUACUGGAGCUACCAUGUCAUUUAUUUCGAAUGA